This is a messenger RNA of Alternaria arborescens, 1872 nucleotides long. RefSeq lists its product as hypothetical. Bases 1 to 1872 code for a protein of 623 amino acids. The record is from RefSeq and is a predicted model, not a curated record. Gene Ontology annotation, molecular function: RNA binding. The transcript is spliced from 4 exons. Lineage: Eukaryota; Fungi; Ascomycota; Dothideomycetes; Pleosporales; Pleosporaceae.
AUGUCUCAUCACUCCCCUCAAUCAUCCUCUGCCAAUGGCCCCCCCUCUUCACCCUUCGGCGGCACCAACCCUACUGUGUAUUCGCCAGAGGCUGACCGCAAGCCGCAUCACCGUCGUCAGCUUACCGCCAUCGCUCCUGGUCAACAGGUUCCCAAGAACAUCCUUCCUCAAGCUCGGAUCUAUAUCGAGGGUGCCUUUGUCGACGAGUUCCUGCAGGGUGAUCCCGCCUACGUCUCUCGAUACCAUCAUGUCCAAGGCGGAGCCGACAUUGAUCAUCUUCAGUUUCUGGUUCAGUCUCAGAUGAGGCGUUAUGCUUGCUUCCUCCACGCUGUUCCCUUCAAACAUGAGCACUCUUCGACAAUGUAUGUUCGUUACGACACCGUCUCCGAUGCUGCCGAAGGCAAAGACAUUCUCCUCCAGGCCGGCCUCUUCGUCAACUACGUCUCGAUUGUCGACUUCGCCAAUGCCCAGGGCAAGGACACGGGCAAAGUCAAGGAGUGCGAAGGCCAAAUCACCUUGUCAGUGUCGAUUGAACCAAACCCCGAUCAUGCCAUCUGGGAGUUUACCUCCGAGGACCUCGACAGCGUUACCAAGAACACUGAGACCAUCGCAAAGGUCUUCGGUCCAGUUCGCAACGUCGUCCACGUCGACACCCUCAAUGACAAGAUGCAUCUUGUGUUUCGGAUCGAGUUCGACUCUGUCGACGCUGCACACCGAGCAAUCCAGUCUUUGCGUAAAGAUCCGGUCUACGGUCUGAACGCUGAUGAGUCCUUCUACUGGACCACUGACGAUGUUGGCGGUUGGCUUGGCGAGCGUCUGCUGAGCCCUCCUCGAUACCUCCCACGCAUCGACAGCCAGGGCCAGUUCUUCCCAGGAACUAAUACUUCACCCACCCGCCGCUCUUGGUCCAACCCCUACAACCAGGUGGCGCACCGGUCCAGCCAUCAUCCGCAUGAUCAGCACAACCGUGUUCGCCGUGAGCGCAUCCUCGAUGGCAGCGACGUCCGCACUACGGUGAUGCUUCGCAACAUUCCGAACACGCUCGACUGGAUGGCCCUCAAGAACAUCAUCGACAUCGCCUGCUUCGGCACGUACGACUUUAUCUAUUUACGGAUUGAUUUCAACUCCGGCUGCAACGUGGGCUAUGCCUUCAUCAACUUUACCGACGCGAACGGCAUGUUGAUGCUCAUCGACCGCAUCGAGCGUCGUUUCUGGCCAGGAUUCAAGUCUGACAAGGCUGCCGAAAUCUCGUAUGCGACCAUCCAAGGCCGCGAGGCUCUUGUUCAGAAGUUCCGGAACUCCUCGGUGAUGCAGGAGACCCCGUUCUGCCGCCCUCGUCUCAUCAUCACCUACACCGCGGCAGAGCAGAUGGAUCAGAUUCGCCUUACUGGCACUGAGGAGCCCUUUCCUCGUCCUGACAACAUCUCGAAGUUGCAGCGCUCGAUGGACUCUGCGCGUUCCACUGGUCUUUACCCUCCUCGCGGCUACUCUUCCGGCACCGAAUACCGCAACCGCUCGAGCGCUUACGACCGUGGCAGCCCCCGCGACAUGAUCCAGGCCGCUAUGCAUUUUGCGCACCAGCACGCUGCUCCUGUCCAGUUUGCUGGCUUGACAGAGGAUCAGAAGCGCGACAUUGAGGCCUGGUACCUGAACACCUUCGGCGGCGGUCAGCGUGGUGCUAUCGGCUUCGACUUCAUCCCGAUGACCCAUAUCACUCAGUACUUUCACGAUCAUCCAGGUUCUGUCGGCAAGGUCGCUGGUGCUCCUUCUCAUCUUGGUCGCAUCAUGAGCCCUUGGCGCCCGGUUGCUCUUCAGCACCUCUCCACGAUGGGCCAGCAAGUUCCUCGCCACCACUUUGGCCGCGCCUGGUAA